AAAAUUACAUAGAGGCAACGUGGGACUGGUGGAAUGUAUUGAAAUGAAACUUAUCUUCAACGAAGAAACAGAGACAGAGAAAUGGUGGUUGCGCAACUUUUUCCUUCUUCGAAUGUGUUCCUCAUCCACUCACAGUCACAGAGACGCAUUCUCUCUUUCUCCGCCAAUCAAGCACAUGACACAACCGCAACCAAUAACGCCGAUAACGGUAACGAUUCUCCCUUCUCAAGUUUCGGAAGACUCAAAGCCCACAAAGUCAAGACUCUGCUACACAGAAGCAAGGAGCAAAGACGCGGCGUUCAAGUUCAAGAUGAAGAUGUUGCCCCUAGACGUUCACGAGGAGGAUGGGAUACCAUUCCCAAGUUUCCCCCACAAACCAAAUCCCCCACUGACACCAACUUUUUCAGUCUCAAAUCCUUUAAACAAAUAGGCUGCACCGAUUAUAUCAUUCAAUCCCUUCAAAAACUCUCCUUCACGCGCCCUUCCCAUGUACAGGCCAUGGCAUUUGCACCUGUUUUUAGAGGAAAGACUUGUGUCAUUGCUGAUCAAAGUGGUUCUGGAAAGACAUUGGCUUAUCUUGCGCCAAUCAUUCAGCGUCUUAGACAAGAAGAACUUGAUGGGCGUAGUAAAUCCUCUUCACAAGCUCCUAGAGUCCUUGUUUUGGCACCCACUGCUGAGUUAGCUUCUCAGGUCUUGGAUAAUUGUCGAUCCUUGUCAAAAUCUGGGGUUCCAUUCAAAUCUAUGGUUGUUACAGGAGGUUUUCGACAGAGAACUCAACUGGAAAAUCUACAGCAGGGAGUUGAUGUCUUAAUAGCUACACCUGGCCGUUUUUUGUUCCUCAUAAAUGAAGGCUUCUUGCAGUUAACAAAUCUAAGAUGUGCUGUGUUGGAUGAGGUAGAUAUACUCUUUGGGGAUGAGGACUUCGAAGUGGCUCUUCAAUGCUUGAUCAAUUCUUCACCCGUUGACACACAGUAUUUAUUUGUGACUGCAACUUUACCAAAAAAUAUUUAUAGCAAAUUGGUCGAAGUUUUUCCAGAUUGUGAAAUGAUUAUGGGGCCUGGUAUGCACCGAAUAAGUUCUCGCCUUGAAGAGAUUGUAGUAGAUUGCAGUGGAGAAGAUGGACAAGAAAAAACUCCUGAUACAGCAUUUUUGAACAAGAAAGAUGCACUUUUGCAACUUGUGGAGGAAAAUCCUGUCCCAAGAACCAUUGUGUUCUGCAACAAAAUUGAAACAUGCAGAAAAGUUGAAAAUUCGUUAAGGCGGUUUGAUAGAAAAGGAAAUCGCGUGCAAGUUCUACCCUUCCAUGCUGCCAUGACACAAGAAUCACGACUUGCUAGUAUGGAAGAGUUUACUAGUCCUCCAUCAAAAGGAGUCUCCCAGAUUAUGAUUUGCACGGACAGAGCAUCACGGGGAAUAGACUUUGCUGGAGUGGAUCAUGUCAUGCUCUUUGACUUCCCACGUGAUCCAAGUGAAUAUGUACGGCGUGUUGGAAGAACAGCCAGAGGUGCCAAGGGAGUGGGCAAGGCAUUUAUCUUUGUGGUUGGAAAGCAAGUAUCCCUUGCACGCAAAAUAAUGGAAAGAAAUCGAAAGGGUCAUCCACUACAUGAUGUGCCUUCCGCUUAUUAGUUGAUGAAGUAGAAAGUUGGAGAAUGGAGAGGUUGCUCUCAAUUUUUUUGCUUUAACAUGGCUAGGAGAGGUUGCAGCUGCUUAACCACCUUUCUCAUCCCAAACUACCAACUUAUUCAAAACAACUUCAGCGUCCAUAGUUGGCAUGUUAGUAACAUAAGUAGGCAGAAGGUGGUUUGCAACACUUGUAGCAGAUAUCUCCGCUUUAUAAUAUGAAAUGAAAUAUUCAUUUUUUACUUA
This is a messenger RNA of Cajanus cajan (pigeon pea), 1866 nucleotides long. RefSeq names its product DEA(D/H)-box RNA helicase family protein. Lineage: Eukaryota; Viridiplantae; Streptophyta; Magnoliopsida; Fabales; Fabaceae. The record is from RefSeq and is a predicted model, not a curated record. Gene Ontology annotation, molecular function: ATP binding; nucleic acid binding; RNA helicase activity.